Oryctolagus cuniculus (rabbit) is the source of this 6048-nucleotide messenger RNA. It is a transcript of the gene IQGAP3, whose product is annotated as IQ motif containing GTPase activating protein 3. NCBI's taxonomy places the organism in Eukaryota, Metazoa, Chordata, Mammalia, Lagomorpha, Leporidae. The record is from RefSeq and is a predicted model, not a curated record. Gene Ontology annotation, biological process: regulation of GTPase activity; mitotic actomyosin contractile ring assembly actin filament organization. Gene Ontology annotation, molecular function: actin filament binding; calmodulin binding; GTPase activator activity. Gene Ontology annotation, cellular component: cell cortex.
CAGGACUCUCUGCGCAGCGGACCGGAAGUGUCUUGUCCGACCAAGGCGACGGAGAGGGGCGGUGGCCCAGCGGCGGGAGAUUCAAACCUGGAAGAAGGAGGAACAUGGAAGGGAGAGGAGCGGGCCCGGGCCCCGCGGCCUAUGAACGCCUCACGGCCGAGGAGAUGGACGAGCAAAGGCGGCAGAACGUGGCCUAUCAGUACCUGUGCCGGCUGGAGGAAGCCAAGCGCUGGAUGGAGGCCUGCCUGAAGGAGGAGCUUCCGUCCCCGGUGGAGCUGGAGGAGAGCCUCCGGAACGGGGUGCUGCUGGCCAAGCUGGGCCACUGUUUCGCACCCUCCGUGGUUCCCCUGAAGAAGAUCUACGACGUGGAACAGCUGCGGUACCAGGCAACUGGCUUGCAUUUCCGUCACACGGACAACAUCAACUUUUGGCUGUCUGCAAUCGCCCACAUCGGUCUGCCUUCGACCUUCUUCCCCGAGACCACGGACAUCUAUGACAAGAAGAACAUGCCCCGGGUGGUCUACUGCAUCCACGCUCUCAGUCUCUUCCUCUUUCGGCUGGGAUUAGCGCCUCAGAUACAGGAUCUGUACGGCAAAGUGAAAUUCACAGCCGAGGAACUCAGCAACAUGGCCUCUGAACUGGCCAAGUAUGGCCUCCAGCUGCCUGCCUUCAGCAAGAUCGGGGGCAUCCUGGCCAAUGAGCUCUCGGUAGAUGAGGCUGCAGUCCAUGCCGCUGUCCUUGCCAUCAAUGAGGCAGUGGAGCGAGGGGUGGUCGAGGACACGCUGGCUGCCUUGCAGAAUCCCAAUGCUCUUCUGGGGAAUCUUCAAGAGCCUCUGGCACCCAUUUACCAGGAGCUGCUGGCCCAGGCCAAGCUGGAGAAGGCUGCCAACGCCAGGAACCACUUUUUGCAGAAUGACAGAGAGAGCCAGGAUAUCUACGACUUCUACCUCACGCAGGCUGAAAUCCAGGGCAACAUCAACCAUGUCAAUGUCCAUGGGGCUCUAGAAGUUGUUGAUGAUGCCCUGGAAAGACAGAGCCCUGAGGCCCUGCUCGAGGCCCUUCAAGACCCUGCCCUGGCCCUCCGAGGGGUGAGGAGAGACUUUGCCGACUGGUACCUGGAACAGCUGAGCUCAGACAGAGAGCAGAAAGCACAGGAGCUGGGCCUGGUGGAGCUUCUGGACAAAGAAGAGGUCCAGGCUGGCGUGGCCGCAGCCAACAGGAAGGGAGAGCAGGAGCAAGCCAUGCUCCAGGCUGUGCGGCGGAUCAACAGAGCCAUCCAGAGGGGCGUGGCGGCCGACACUGCGAGGGAGCUGAUGUGCCCCGAAGCCCAGCUGCCUCCCGUGUACCCUUGUGCCGCGGCCGUGUACCAGCGGGAGCUGGCGGUGCUCCAGCGGCAGCAGCAGGGCGAGCUCAGCCAGGAGGAGCUCUUUGUGGCCGUGGAGAUGCUGUCAGCUGUGGUCCUGAUCAACCAGGCCCUGGAGGCCAAGGACACCAGCGGCUUCUGGAGCAGUCUGGGGAGCCCCGCCACAGGCCUGGCGGAGGUGGAAGCGGAAAAUGCUCAGCGGUACUUUGAUGCCCUGGUGAAGCUGCGACAGGUGCGUGGAGUGGACGGGGCUUUCCUGAGCUGGAAUGACCUGCAGGCCACUGUGAGCCAGGUCAAUGCCCAAGUCCAAGAAGAGACCGACCAGGUGCUCGCCGUCAGCCUCAUCAACGAGGCUCUGGACCAGGACAGCCCUGAGAAGACCCUCUCUGCCCUGCUGCUUCCCACGGCUGGCCUGGACAGCGUUAGCCUUCCUGUGGCCCCUCGGUACCAUCUGCUCCUCGUGGCAGCCAAAAGGCAGAAGGCCCAGGCAACAGGGGAUCCUGGAGCUGUGCUGUGGCUGGAGGAGAUCCGCCAAGGAGUGGUCAGAGCCAACCAGGACACAGACACAGCUCAGAGAAUGGCCCUUGGCGUGGCCGCCAUCAAUCAAGCCAUCAAGGAAGGCAAGGCAGCCCAGACAGAGCGGGUGCUGAGGAACCCCUCGGUGGGCCUCCGUGGGGUAGUUCCAGACUGUGCCGACGGCUACCAGCGAGCCCUUGAAGGUGCCGUGGCAAAGAAGCGGCGUCCAGGGGACACAGCUUUCUGGGUUCAACAUGACAUGAAGGAUGGCACCGCCUACUACUUCCACCUGCAGACCUUCCAGGGGGCCUGGGAGCGCCCCCCUGACUGCCGCCUCAACACUGCCCACCUGACUCGGGAGGAGAUCCAGUCAGCCGUCACCAAGGUCACGGCCGCCCAUGACCGCCAGCAGCUCUGGAAGGCCAACGUGGGCCUCGUCAUCCGGCUGCAGGCCCGCCUCCGCGGCUUUCUAGUCCGGCAGAAGUUCGCCGAGCGCUCCCACUUCCUGAGGACCUGGCUCCCGGCAGUCGUCAAGAUCCAGGCUCACUGGCGGGGUCACAGACAGCGCAGGAGUUACCUGAAGAGGCUGCAGUAUCUAAAAGCAAACGUGGAUGCCGUGAUCAAGAUCCAGGCCUGGGCCCGGAUGUGGGCAGCUCGGAGGCAAUACCUGAGGCGUCUGCGCUACUUCCAGAAGCAUGUUGACUCCGUCGUGAAGAUCCAGGCAUUUUUCCGUGCCCGGAAAGCCCGGGAUGACUACAGGAUGUUAGUACACGCAGCCCACCCUCCUCUCAGUGUGGUCCGCAGAUUUGCCCACCUCUUGAAUCAAAGCCAGCAGGACUUCUCGGCUGAGGCGGAGCUGCUGCAGCUCCAGGAGGAGGUGGUCAGGAAGAUCCGGUCCAAUCAGCAGCUGGAGCAGGACCUCAACCUCAUGGACAUCAAGAUUGGCCUGCUGGUGAGGAACCGGAUCACGCUGCAGGAGGUGGUCUCCCACUGCAAGAAGCUGACCAAGAAGAAUAAGGAGCAGCUGUCGGAUAUGAUGGUUCUGGACAAGCAGAAGGGAUUAAAGUCGCUGAGCAAAGAGAAACGGCAGAAACUAGAAGCUUACCAACACCUCUUCUACCUGCUCCAGACCCAGCCCAUCUACCUGGCCAAGCUGAUCUUUCAGAUGCCACAGAACAGAACCACCAAGUUCAUGGAGGCGGUGAUUUUCAGCCUGUACAACUAUGCGUCCAACCGCCGAGAGGCCUAUCUCCUGCUCCAGCUCUUCAAGACGGCGCUCCAGGAGGAAAUCAAGUCCAAGGUGGAGCAGCCCCAGGAUGUGGUGACUGGCAACCCGACGGUCGUGAGGCUGGUGGUGAGAUUCUACCGUAACGAGCGGGGACAGAGCGCCCUGCGGGAGAUCCUGGGCAAGGUCAUCCAGGACGUGCUGGAGGACAAGACACUCAGCGUCCACACAGACCCUGUCCACCUCUACAAGACCUGGAUCAACCAGACAGAGGCCCAGACAGGGCAGCGCAGCCAACUCCCUUAUGACGUCACCCCUGAGCAGGCCUUGAGCCACCCUGAGGUCCAGAGACGACUGGACAUCUCCCUGCGCAACCUCCUGGCCAUGACUGAUAAGUUCCUGGCAGCCAUCAUCUCAUCAGUGGACCAAAUUCCGUAUGGGAUGCGAUAUGUGGCCAAAGUUCUGAAGACAACUCUGGCAGAGAAGUUCCCGGAUGCCACAGAGACCGAAGUCUAUAAGGUGGUGGGGAACCUCCUGUACUACCGCUUCCUGAACCCCGCUGUGGUGGCCCCUGAUGCCUUCGACAUUGUGGCCAUGGCCGCAGGCGGUGCCCUGGCUGCCCCCCAGCGCCACGCCCUGGGGGCUGUGGCUCAGCUCCUGCAGCACGCGGCAGCCGGCAAGGCCUUCUCCGGGGAGAAUGGGCACCUGAGGGUCCUGAACGACUAUCUGGAGGAGACGCACCACAAGUUCAGGAAGUUCGUGUGCAGAGCCUGCCAGGUGCCUGAGCCAGAGGAGCGCUUUGCGAUGGACGAGUACUCAGACAUGGUGGCUGUGGCCAAGCCCGUGGUGUACAUCACCGUGGGGGAGCUGGUCAACACGCACAGGCUGUUGCUGGAGCACCAGGACUGGAUCGCCCCUGACCACCGGGACCCCCUGCACGAGCUCCUAGAGGACCUUGGGGAGCUGCCCACUGUCCCUGACCUCAUCGGGGAGAACAUAGCUGCAGAUGGACACAUGGACCUGAGCAAGCUCGAAGUGUCCCUGUCACUCACCAACAAGUUUGAAGGGCUGGAGGCGGAUGCCGACGAUACCAGCGCCCGGAGUCUGCUUCUGAGCACCAAGCAGAUGCUGGCCGAUAUCAUCCAGUUCCACCCCGGGGACUCCCUCACGGAGAUCCUGUCCCUCUCGGCCUCCAGAGAGCAGGAAGUGGCCCACAAGCGGCUGAUGUGCCGGCGCCAGGCCUGUGAGGCCCAGACCCCAGAGCCGCUGCGACGACACCGCUCGCUGACAGCUCACUCCCUCCUGCCGCUGGCAGAGAAGCAACGGCGCGUCCUGCGGAACCUGCGCCGCCUCGAGGGCCUGGGCCUGGUCAGCGCCCGUGACGGCUACCAGGGGCUAGUGGACGAACUGGCCAAGGACAUCCGCAACCAGCGCAGGCACCGGCAGCGGCGGAAGGCAGAGCUGCUGAAGCUUCAGGCCACCAUCCAGGGCCUAAACGCCAAGACCACCUUCUAUGAGGAGCAGGGCGACUACUACAGCCAGUACAUCCAGGCCUGCCUGGGCCACCUGGCCCCCAGCUCCAAGAGUGCUGGCAAGGGGAAGAAGCAGCCAUCUCUCCAUUACACGGCAGCCCAGCUCCUGGAGAAGGGGGUGCUGGUGGAAAUUGAAGAUCUGCCCGCCUCUCACUUCAGAAACGUCAUCUUUGACAUCACGCCUGGAGAUGAGGCCGGGAAGUUUGAAGUGAGCGCCAAGUUCCUGGGUGUGGACAUGGAGCGGUUCCAGCUGCACUACCAGGACCUCCUGCAGCUCCAGUAUGAGGGUGUGGCUAUCAUGAAACUCUUUAACAAGGCCAAGGUCAAUGUCAACCUUCUCAUCUUCCUCCUCAACAAGAAGUUCUUGCGGAAAUGAUGGAGGCCAGGUGUGAGCCUGCCCCUGGUGCCUCGCAGGAUGCUUUCCUUUAACACUAACUCAGCACCGUGCUGCCUGCAGACGCUGGGGCCCAGGACCCAGAACGCCUCGGGAGUCUCCGUCCUUCCCUGCCUGCAAGGAGUCUGCCCGCUGGCCACAGCAGUAGCUCUCUGGUUGGCUAUAGUGGGCCCUGCCCCACAUGAGGAACCCCCUGGUUUUCCAGCCAGGUGGUGGGUACAAACCUAGGCUCCGCACGUUGGUCUGGGAAAGUUACUGCUCUCGUGCCUGCUGCCGCCUUCCCGCGGUCACCCCAAUAUUAUAAACACUGCCCCGAUGGCCUGAUUUCCUCUCCACUUCCUUUUCUUGGCAGACCCCCAAAGCCAGGGCCAAGGUCCCCAGCCCCACCUCCCACCGCAUCUGCAGCGGCUGCGCCUGCCCGGCCGACGCCCCGGCCGCUCAGCUGCGGGGACACCAUACACCCUCGGCCCCUCGCCCUGGCACUGGGGUUUGUUGAUGCCCACGUGGCCUGUGGCACUGUUGUUCUCCACGGCGUUAUGGGCAAGCUGACCUUCCAGUAACCUCAAACCUCACUCCCCUGUUUAUGGUCUGUUUUAUAUGUGGGUCACUGGGGUAUUUAUUUUCUCUCCCACCCCUGCACUCCCGACCGCUGAGCCGCCUUAAUCAUGGUUUUAAUUCUCUCUUCUUUUUGCGCUGAGAAAGGGUUCUUGUUUCCCUAUUCCAAGUGGUAUCCACAGGACGCAUUUAGACCUUGGGUUUAAAGUCACCUCGGGGGAGUCCUAGCUCCCCUCCCACGUUACGCCCUCCUGUCAGGGCCAAGUGCAGUCUUUCCCUUUUCUCCUCUGCCCUCAGGACUCUCAGGCCUUGGAGGCGACUCUCCCAGGCGACUUCCACAUCCCCAGUCCCCCCCCCCCCCCCCCGCCACUGUCUUUCUGUCACCUCCACAUUUUCCCGACUUCCUGUCCCUGCUGCCACAAUUUUUCUGGCUUCAUUUUAAUAAAAGCAGCUGCUACCCCCA